AUGUCCAACCAACGUGGCCCUCGGUUGUCACGCAGGGACCGACAAGAAGCCUCCCUCGACAGAUUACGGCGGGAUGUCCAGAAUCAAGGAUUACUGGACGCGCUAGACUCGUUCCCAGCACCUGAAUCGUUCACCUUCCAACACACGCGAAAGUCCGGCCACGACACCAUCAUGCUAUGCCUUGGAACCCGAGCAAAUACAGGUAGCUCAACGUGUGAAGCAUGGGCACGCAUCGUCACGGCUGAAAGAAAGGAUCUCAAUCCGCCCGUCGUCUUCUACUGCCAGGAACUUUCAGAAGAUGGAACACGAACUUUCCAGUAUCCCCGGUCAGCUUCCUCGCUCCUACGCAAAGCCGCAGGUCUGCAGCCACCGUUCUGCUUCCUACAACACGACCCUUUCGAUGAAGCAACAGGUGUGCGGGAUAUGCUUUGUGCAGUCAUCCUCUACCAAGCAUUGGUGACGGGCGUUGAGACCUGCGCUUUGCAGUGGGCACAAUUUGGUGACAGCCUGAGUCAGGCGCUCCGGUACAUCGACUCGCGCGACGCGUACCAUCAAUGGCGGCAUGAGCAGAAGAUUGCUGCAAUCAGGCGCCCAGCAUCCAACGAAGCAAGCAAGCAACAUACCCAGAAAGAGGCUGAGAAAGAGACUGAUGAGGUUCGAACCGAUGAAUUUGCUGCGGAGGAGCUGCGCACAGUCAGCGCUACGAGUAGAGACGAAUACACUGGCGGCGUAGUACGGCCCAGUGGAAGCCGCAUCGUUGUCAAGCCAAACACCUCUCUUUCAAAGUUGAAGGAACAACUUGGCGAUGCUAAGUUCCAGAAUCUCGACAAUCUACCGUCCAGACCUAUGACCAUUUCGCCGCACAGUCUUGGUGAACCCUACUUCCCUUUCCGGAUGCUAGUUGGCACUCACAGCUACGAAGAUGGCGAACCUGCCGAGGUUUAUGUCUAUCUUACUCAUGACGGACCUAGGAACGCUGCCAUGAGGUUUCUGAGCCAUGAUACCGCAGGCGAAGAGGUGUCUUGGACGAUCGAUGAGCUCCAAGACAUCACUUUGUUUGAGCCUUUCGAGUAUCUCAACAAUCUGAAGCUGAAGUCGAAUGGGACGAGGCCAGGCAUUUCUGCGCGCGCAGCGAAGAUUCGGAGUGUGAUAUCAUACUACUUCUUCCUGGCCGAGAACGAAGGUCUGAUUGGAGACCCCCGGGUGACGAUAGGCGAGGCGUUCGGCAAGCGACUGUGCGCUGCAUGCAAAGAGCUACAGGAAGUAGACUUUUACAAUAACGACAACGGCGGCAGCGACGAAAGUGAAGACAACCAUAACGAUGACACCAAUAUCGAAAUCCCCGUUCACAAGCUCACAGAGCCCGUGUAUGAGGCCGAAGAGGCAAACACAGAACUUGCUCGACAGGAGGAAAGCGACAAUGAGCUAACACGAAUCGUGAGAUUGAGGAUACAGCCUGAGACCUUGAAGGACAUCAUCAGGAGCGGGCCGAUCAAGUACAGGGGAGCUAUACCGGAUGGGGAGACUGCACAGGAACAGGGUCAAACUAGAUUUGACAAGCUACCUCUGGAAGAAACACCGGGCGAAGAUGUACCCACACUUCAACUCGGGAUGCGUCCUUCGCCUCAAGUCACUUACGAAGCUUCUCAAUCUCUGAUGAAUAACCUCUCCAAUCAGGUCGAUACGCUUAUUGAUGUCGUUGAGGCGGAAACAUCCCGUAAGAAUGGCCCUCACAAGGAGCGGGCACACACCCCGAACAAAACAGCGGGCUCAGACAUUGAUGGAGACCAACGCUGCCACGACGUCAGCUCAAUUCUCCAUGAUGCUAUUUCGCACGAGGAGAGUGAGCUUGAGAAGCUCCAGCAGAUAUGGGCGGCUUUCCAAGAUUUCCGCAACGAUAUGAGGGCUGCUGGCAUGACGGCAGACAAUAACAACCUAGAACUCUGGGGGCUGAAUCAACCGGGCAUGUGGCAAGAUCCACCAGAGUAUACCAAUGAGGUAAACAGGAUUCGUAAUCGAUUAAAGGCGCUUGGCAAGCAGAGGAAGCUGCUGAAUCCUGAUGAAUUUGAUGCGACUUCCGCGGCCGACACAACCGCUACAGAAGAAGAGGGAGCUAUCGCACGCAUGAGCAGCGUACACGCAACAGCAAUUGGCACCACGUCAGAAUUUCAGGAGACAUUGGCAAUCGACGGUGUGGGUGCUGGUACUGAGACGAAAGACCCACGUCCAUCAGCAGAUAAGCCGACCCAGGAUCCACACACGAUUCUUUCUGAGAUCGAGAGUGAAGACGAAUCUAUUCCAAUGGAUAUUUGCUCGGAACCAUCACCAGCACGGAGCCGCUCCCGUACUCCAUGGAUCUCGAUGUACAAAAGUCGGGCGAAUUCAAUAUCCGACGAUGCGCUCAUGAGCGGACUUGACGCUAGUCUUCUUGUGGCGAAAGUCUUGGACAACAAGCCUUCCACGCCCGAAGGCAGCGCAGAACGAGAUUUGAAGGCUCAAACAGCAGCUGACGAUGCAACAGAAGCUCUACCGGAAGCAUUUGAGAAUACCGAAUUGUCUAGUGACGACGAAGUUGACAAAUUGGCGCUGCUAGCCUCAAGGAACGUGGUGGAGCGAACGCCGGAAGCCAGAAAUCGACCUGUUGAUUUGACACAGCUGUCGUCUAGUCCGCGAGGGAAAAAGAGGAAGUCAGGACCCUCCCAUGUACCCGACAGCGAUGACGACGACAUAAUCGAAGAAAAGGACGGUAGAGACUGGCUUCGGAAAUCUUUAAAUCGACGGAGAUAG
This is a messenger RNA of Macroventuria anomochaeta, 2787 nucleotides long. RefSeq lists its product as uncharacterized. The record is from RefSeq and is a predicted model, not a curated record. The transcript has a single exon. The coding region runs from base 1 to 2787 and encodes 928 amino acids. NCBI's taxonomy places the organism in Eukaryota, Fungi, Ascomycota, Dothideomycetes, Pleosporales, Didymellaceae.